CGAUAGCCAUGCGCAAUGACGCGAGUCUACGCGUGAAGCACCACCGUGAACAACUAUUAAGAACCCUCCUAUGGCCUCGGCGAGGUAUCAGCAACUCAACAACAUGCGAGGACUCGAUGAGAGCACUGAUGUCCUCCUUCGAGUCGGCCAGUCUGCGACUGAGCAGGUGAGGCAUGGAUGGCAGGCCUUUGUCAAUUUCGCAGCUCGGGACAACGUCCUCGAGGUCGCCCUCGGUUUGAUUAUCGCUAAUGCCUUCACCAAAGUCGUGACCUCUUUUGUAUCGGAUUUGGCGCUGCCCAUUGUCUCUUUGUUGCCAUUCUUGAACCGGAAUAUGGACCAGAAAUUCGCCGUUCUCUCACAGGGGCCUAAUUAUGCCGAAGGUGAGGGUUACAAUACCCUCAAACAGGCGAGGGACGACGGUGCGCUUGUUUUGGCAUGGGGGAUGUUUGUCGAAAACAUACUCAAUUUUGCUGGUGUCAGUUUGACUUUGUUUGCGGUCGCCCACUUGUACAUGUUCGUUUCCCACGAUAGAAUCAUCAAGCCCACUGUUCGGUGCAGGUAUUGCAGAAAGUUCAUCAGUGUCGAGGCAAAACGCUGCCUCAACUGCUCGAGCUGGCAAGAUGGAAGAGAAGAUUUGCCCGGAGAGAGUAACAACAGUAGCAGCAGCAGCAGCAGCAAAAGCGCCGAUCGAGUUUGAUUGAGCGAAUAUCUGCCUUUUCCUUUGCCUGUGCAUUCUCUCUCGCAUGAUCAUGGAUCUGGAGACUUCCAACUUGAGGUAGAAAGCAUGUCCACUAGAUCCAAUACCAACAUUUUCACAGUUUACCCAAACGCCCGCCUCCAGCAAGUAUAGGCAAAGACGAAUUGAUUUCUCGCAAGUUGAGAGUCCAGCCAAAUAAUCCUAGUUUGAGC
Penicillium subrubescens is the source of this 909-nucleotide messenger RNA. RefSeq names its product Large-conductance mechanosensitive channel. The record is from RefSeq and is a predicted model, not a curated record. The transcript is spliced from 5 exons. Gene Ontology annotation, biological process: monoatomic ion transport; intracellular water homeostasis. Gene Ontology annotation, molecular function: mechanosensitive monoatomic ion channel activity. Lineage: Eukaryota; Fungi; Ascomycota; Eurotiomycetes; Eurotiales; Aspergillaceae. The coding region runs from base 71 to 697 and encodes 208 amino acids.